This is a messenger RNA of Mixia osmundae IAM 14324, 285 nucleotides long. RefSeq lists its product as uncharacterized. Gene Ontology annotation, cellular component: nucleus. Gene Ontology annotation, molecular function: ubiquitin-like protein ligase binding; protein tag activity. NCBI's taxonomy places the organism in Eukaryota, Fungi, Basidiomycota, Mixiomycetes, Mixiales, Mixiaceae. The record is from RefSeq and is a predicted model, not a curated record. Gene Ontology annotation, biological process: protein sumoylation. The transcript is spliced from 3 exons. The coding region runs from base 1 to 285 and encodes 94 amino acids.
AUGAGCGAACAGCCAGAGACGAAGCCAGACGGCAAGAUUUCCCUGACGGUCACCUUUCCCGGCACAGCGCAAGACGGAAUAACAUUCGCAGUGAAACCGGGGACAGCAUGCUCGAAGCUAUACAAAGCGGUAGCGGCGCAAAGGGGCGUCUCUGAGAACAGCUUCGUCCUCCAAAUUGACGGUACGCGGCUCAACGCGGAUCAUACUGUCAAGAUGUACGAACUUGAAGAUGGUGAUACGAUCGAGUUUCACGUCCAUCAGGUUGGAGGAUCAGCAAGCAAUUGA